This is a messenger RNA of Ruditapes philippinarum (Manila clam), 2518 nucleotides long. Its product is annotated as multiple epidermal growth factor-like domains protein 10. Gene Ontology annotation, biological process: protein dephosphorylation. The transcript is spliced from 19 exons. Gene Ontology annotation, molecular function: protein tyrosine phosphatase activity. The annotation marks the transcript as partial. Lineage: Eukaryota; Metazoa; Mollusca; Bivalvia; Venerida; Veneridae. The record is from RefSeq and is a predicted model, not a curated record.
UAAAAUAUAUGUUUCAAAUACAACGGAACAGACGGACGCAGUGUUGGCAUACUCGGAUACUAGUAAAUAUCCACCAAAUCUUGAAGUUUCAAUGCACGCGACAGGACAAUUUGUCAAACUACAGAGACCUAAAAAUCGGGAUGCAACAGUAAUCUGUGAGCUCGAAAUAUACGGAGAAUGCUCGGUAGGAAAAUGCGGGUUUAACUGUUUAACAGAAUGUCAUUGCAAGACAAUUGAAGACAGAGUAACUGGAGUAUGUACUUCCGGUUGCGAAGGACGAUGGACCGGUCCAGGAUUAGAGUGUAUAAAUAAUUGUGACGAAACUCAUUGGGGAGAACAAUGCACACUCCAGUGUGGACGCUGCAAAGAUUUUCAGCCAUGUGAUGUACUAACCGGAUAUUGUAAAUCCGGAUGUCAAAAUGGUACCUUGGAUACGCAUUUGUGUGAUACUGAAUGUCCCAAUGGUACGUAUGGUGAGAACUGCACGCUCGAAUGCAGCGGCAACUGUAACCAUGGAGACGCGUGCAGGAAAACAGACGGACACUGCGAGAGAGGCUGUAGCCCUGGUUUUACAGACGACAAAUGUCACAGAAAGUGUCCUAGAGGCUAUUAUGGAUUCAACUGCUCGUCCACAUGUAGCGUUAAUUGUGCAAGCGUUUACUCAGACUGUCAUCAUAUUAAUGGAUCGUGUCUUGAUGGAUGCUUACCUGGCUGGGAAGGAUCGCCAUGUGAAAAAGAAUGUGAUGCUGGAUUUUGGGGUAUGAAUUGUGCGAAAAUGUGCGGACACUGUUUAUCUGGAACAUGUAAUGCUAGAAAUGGAGAAUGCAGUGGUGGCUGCGAAGCCGGGUUCAAGGACACGUUUAAAUGUGAUCAAGAAUGUGACAAAUUUUCAUAUGGUGAUAAAUGCAACAGCCUUUGUAGUCCGGAAUGCAAGGAUAUUUGUGACAGGGUUAACGGUACAUGCAGUAACUGCACUUCCGGUUGGAAAGGAAGCAAGUGUUUGCAAGAAUGUGACAGUGCCGAAUGGGGCGAAAAUUGUGAGAAUCAAUGCGGGCAUUGUUUAAAUGGGUCAUGUGAUUCAUCUGAUGGCACGUGCGAUGGAGGAUGUUCACAAGGGUAUAAAACAACAGACAGAUGCACAGAAAAAUGUGAGGACGGUUACCACGGUUAUAACUGCUCUGGCGUCUGUGGUAAUUGUAAGCCGGGAACCACAUGUGACAAAAUCACUGGAGUGUGCGAUGAAGGAUGUUCGGACAAGUACAUGGGUAGCAUAUGUGUUGAAGCAAUGAUACAAAAAAGUAAAGAUACAGAUAGCUUCCCCGUGGCGGGUGUUGUCGGCGGCUUAUUUGCUGCUGUUGUUGUCAUAGCAAUACUGGUGCUUGGUUGUUUGUUGUGGAGACGAAAGAAACGAAAAACGGACAUGCCACACAGUGAUGUUACAUUAGAUUCAUCCCCACUCGAUGACCUAAAGGGAGAGCGUGGCGGAGAUAAACAGAACAAUGUUUAUGGAAAUAAGGUUGAUAAACGGGACAAUGUCUAUGAAAAUUCGAUAGAUAAACAAAAUAACGUUUAUGAAAACUCAGCUAAUAUACAAGCAGAGUUGGCUUUGUCAAAAGCGUCUAAAAGCAACAGUUUAAAAGGUACGCUCUCCGUUCCGGCGGAAGAACAGCUGGAUGACGUGUAUUGCAAUGCGGGACCUGUUGGCACAAAAUUGUCGGAAACUUCAAUUCUGGUCGAAAAGCUUAAGACCUAUGUAGAUAAAAUAACACGGAACGACAACAAUCUCGAAAAAGAAUUUAAGAAACUACCCGUCGGGUUACAGCACCCUACCACAGUGGCAAAAAAUCCGGGAAAUGCUGGCAAAAACAGAUAUAAGGCCAUGUAUGCGUAUGAUCAUUGUAGAGUUAUACUAAAAUCGUUACCAGAUAAUCCAUACAGCAAUUACAUAAAUGCAGCCUUCAUCAGGGGUCACUUAAAGGAAAAUGCUUACAUAGCUGCCCAAGGACCAAUUGACUUUACUUUAGACGACUUUUGGAGAAUGAUUUGGGAAAAGGAUAUUCAAACUGUUGUUAUGGUCACAAACUUAGUCGAACUAGCUAAGAUGAAAUGCAUAAGAUAUUGGCCAGAUCUUGAUGAACGGUUGAUGUAUGGUUCGGUGAUAGUGCAAACAGAGUCUGAGGAUAUAUUUGCUGAAUUUACCAUACGGACAUUAACAGUUUUACAUGAGAAUUAUCCAGGGACUGUUAGAACUGUGACACAGUUUCAUUACACGGCAUGGCCAGAUAAAGAUGUUCCUCGCAGCACGACUAGUUUAUUACAUUUCUGGUAUCGUGUACGGAAACACGAUAAGGAAAAGGAACGCCCUUGGCUGGUCCAUUGCAGUGCCGGAGUUGGAAGAACAGGGACUUUCACCGCUCUUGACAUCUUAUAUGACCAAGGCAUGGACCAGGGUUAUGUAGAUAUUUUUGGAUGUGUCAGAGAUCUCCGAGAUCAAAGGAUCAGUAUGGUGCAAACAAAG